UUUUAGAAUGGCAUCGGACUCGGCAAAAAGAAGAAUAAAAAGAAAUACACAAUUCUUAAGAAUGCUAAUAAUUAGUGCAGUAGCGAUUGGCGCAUGCACAGUCAUUGGAAAUAGAAUAUUUAGAAGAACAUUCCUAAGUAUUCCAUUAGUUGCUUCUAUAAUAGUUGAGGCCAUUAUACUGGGGAUCCUGGGAUACUUAGUAAACCCAAAAUUCAUAAAAACCAGCAGAGGCCUUGAAAUAAAGGAUGGUGGUGUGGAUCUGCAUGGCAGAGGGCUUAUUCGUAUUUUCAUAGACAUGCUGUAUACAUUCUAUGCAGUAGAAGUACUUGGUAUAUUCUUCGGGCGCAAGGCAUUCAUUCUUAUGCUAAUUAUUCCUGUAACUGCCUACUAUGAAAUAUUCAGGCGGAUGACUGUACAGAAAAAAACACAAUAA
Molecule: messenger RNA, 433 nt
Organism: Nematocida parisii ERTm1
Lineage: Eukaryota; Fungi; Microsporidia
Exons: 1
Coding region: 8-433 (141 amino acids)
Biological process (GO): vacuolar protein processing
Cellular component (GO): intracellular membrane-bounded organelle
Source: RefSeq, a predicted model, not a curated record